UUGGGCCAGGAUUAUUCAAAGAAAUUACAGCUUUACUACUCCAUCAUGGCUACUGACAAUACUGGCAUCAGAAGCAAUCGCAGCAGUGGAGAUUUCUCCAUGAACAUUUUUUCCAUGAGUCCUUACCCACCUAAUAGAUAUGAUACCGAAGUAACAGACAGAGACAAGGCAGGAGCCACUUUAAUAUUCUCUGGUGUCUUUCUGAGUUUAGUUGGAAUAACUUUCACUAUUAUGGGAUGGAUCAGAUAUGAUGCUGUUUCACAUUUUGAGUGGACACAACUGCUGGGUCCCAUCCUGCUCUCAGUGGGAGUAACCUUUGUAUUCAUUGCUGUGUGUAGAUUUCGGAUGUUGACCUGCAAGUUUUGCAAGGAGAGUGAGGACAGACUCUCUGAGGCCGAUCAGACACCUUAUGGACAGUCCUUUGUCUUUACAGGCAUUAAUCAACCAAUCACAUUCCAUGGGGCUACUGUGGUCCAAUACAUACCCACUACAGCUGCCAGUCUAGCACAAGAGGGCAUUACUCUGAGCCCAGCGUGCCUCCCAUCACAAAAUGUUAAUCAACGACAUGGAUCAGUAGGGACUAUUGUGUGCCCCCCACAAUACUGUGCAGUAUAUGCGCUGGAUAACCCUGCCUUUCUGGGCGAUGAAAACUGCUUGUCGUAUCAGGCCUCCACCACUGACGAUACCAGGAAUGAAGAAACCGAAGAAGAAUGUGAUGGACGAGUCCUUGCGGAUGAAGCAGCUGACAACACUCCUCCUCCUGCUUAUGAUGACAUAUUCCCUGCUUCUCUUUCAACUGACAGCACCACAUGAUUGAUCUUUUUUCUCCCAACUUUAUAACAAUAUUUAUGUGACUAUUAGUAUCCAGAAAUGUAAUUCUGGUAACUAAAGGACAUAUACAGUAACAUGCCCUUAAUGAUUUGUUAGGUGUCAUAUUAUUUUUGGAGGCAGGAUGGUGGUAUAGUGGUUAGAGCUUCUUCUUCACAGAUCCAGCUUCCUGGAUUCGAUUCUCACACUCAGCUGCUGCGCGUGUGGAGUUUGCUGUAGUCUUUCUCUGGGCACUCCAGUUUUCUGGUCAUUUUCCAAAGACCUUCAGGUUACUUUGACUGAGGAUUCUAAGCUGACCCAGCUUGAUGCUUAUUUGUAUGUGAGUGGACCCUGCAAUGGUCUUUCUCCACACCAUGUUUGGUUAUGGCUUGAGCCCAGUGCUGCCAGGAUAGGCUCCAGACUCCUUUUAACCCUGAAUUUUGAGAAUGCUAUAUAAAGUUACAAUAUUAUUUUUUGCUGGCUAUAGCAUACUUUUCAACUGUUGAGCUUUUCAGUGAAAUGCUACACUAAAUUUAACAAUGUCUUGUAAUAGCUGAUGAUUCACAAAUUAUGAAUUUGUUGACAUGCUUCGAUUUUUUAUAUUCUCGUUAGACUGUCAAAUUUUACAUAUUACAGAAAAUCUAUGACCAUUGAAGACUUGUCAGCUACCAAGGAUGUGGAAACUGCCGUUUCAUACAUGAAUGUUAAAGCAAAGUGCACUGAGCCUCCUGUGCCUAUCAGAACAAGUCCAAAGUGGUGGCCCAGUGGAAGUAAUUAACAUGGUGAAGGAACUGGAGAGUCACAGCUAUAUUGUUUGAAAUGUAUGAAUAUUCAUUUUGAAAUGCUACUUCACAUCAAGGCAUAUUUAUACUGUUGUUACCAGGUAAAAGAGAGCAGGCAGAGGAUUGGGUUUGGCUGAAAAUAAACAGCAUGCUUUUGGUUUAUUUCAAAUGUCCAACUGUUCUCUUGAGAGAUGCUGCCGCUCGAGUCAUGAGGCAAACCAAUAAAACAAAUAAGGCGGUCUGCAUACUCUAUUACGCUUAACUGGCCUCCAUCUGUUUGGAGUCUAUUGUUUCAGGAUAACGCUGGGGAAUAAUAGGCUUGUUAACUGUAAUAUUUUGAAGCAAUUUGCUACCUGUUAAGUCUCCCAGAGUUGCAAGACUGUUUAUGUCUAAAAAAGGUCAAUAUGAAAAAUGUAGACCUUUUAUGAAAAUAAACACAAAUGAGUGCUUAGUAUAAUUUGUUUUAUUCCUGUGUGCUGGUGGCAUCAUCAAGGAAAAGGAUAAGUUUACAUUUGGACAGUAGAAAGCCCAUGAGCCUGUGCAGUACUGGUCACGGAUUCCAUACAAAGUCAGCAAGGUUACUUUCCAAUGAGAGUUAUUUACCUUUAAGAACUAAGCUCACAUUCCCUUCAAAUAUUAAAUUACAUAUGCAUCAACAUAAGUACUUACUUCAGCAAUGAAAGUCAUGACUGAAAUAUCUAU
Molecule: messenger RNA, 2291 nt
Organism: Polypterus senegalus (gray bichir)
Lineage: Eukaryota; Metazoa; Chordata; Cladistia; Polypteriformes; Polypteridae
Gene: tmem174
Product: transmembrane protein 174
Exons: 2
Coding region: 46-813 (255 amino acids)
Source: RefSeq, a predicted model, not a curated record